AGCCUUCGUGGAUUGCCUCCACAGCAUACCCUUUGCACUCGCACGUCACAUUCGACGCGAAUAAUAAUCAAAAGAGACUCGUGCUUACACGUUGGUUCUUUUGUUCGUGUAAUUCCCACCUCUCCCUUUUAUUCAUUUCUGGAUCGGUGCUUGUUCUCGCAGUUUAUCUUUUCCUUUUUUUCCCUUUCCCCAGCGUCUCGAACGGGCACACCGCCGUGCGCUUUCCACACGCAUUUUGAGUUCGACCGGCACUUUUUUCUCUCUCUCUCCUUUCGCGUCCGUUGAGGCAAGAGCACACACACACACACAAGCACGCACAAACAGGUCCGCUGCUCUUGUGCUUGACACCGUUAUCCUUUCCCUCUUCCCUCUCACCGACAGUUGCCGUCCUUCUCCCCUCCUCCGAGCGAUUUGCGUAUUUCUUUCUCGCAGCACAAAUACCGAAAAUGUGGAAGGAAUGGACGAAGAAGAUCAAGACCUUCGCGGAGGACAUCACUUCGCCAGAAUACGACGACGAAAGGCGCGAUGGUGCGGCAUACGAGGAGGAAGAGACAGAGGAAGGAGUCAGCCACCACGUAGACGAUUCAUACAACAAUCACCACGCACCACGUGGGCACACGUCAGCCCCACCGGCGAGUCACCGCAGGGUUCAUGACACGCAUGUUGAUGGGAAUUCGCUGCUCUUCGAGACCCCUGCGCGUUCUCUUGAAAGGCACUUCGAUGAACCGACAGUGGAGCGGAAGCCAGGCGUGACGCCGCAGCAUCUACCCCGUGCCUCUGCGCAAUCGUCUCCCGCAGUAGAAACAACUGCCGCUGCGUCGCACGCACCGGCUGUAGUUGGCCACCGCUCGAAUUGCGAUGAAGGAGAGGAGGAAGAAGAGGCGGAUGGGUUUUCGCGACUGUCGUCGUCAUCGACGGUGGGGCCGGCACCGCCUGCGGUAGUGGCGGGAGAGGAGAAGCCGCAAGCGGAAAGACCGACGUCGACCAAGGCGUCUCUACCGCCGCCGUCCGCAGGCGGAGCACCUCGUCGAGGACCGCCCCCAGCCAUGACCACCCCCCAGCUGCAACGGCAGCAGCAUCAAUCACCAGCUCAAGCGCAAGCUUCUUCGACGGCGGCUACGCCGGCAGCGGUGGCUCUUCCCCUAUCAUCGUGCUCCACUCCGGCUGACAAGGCGGGAUUGACGGACACCAACUCCACCCCAGCAGUCACACACCUGUCCGCGCCACAGGAACGACGCGCCUCAGUGAGUUCUCAACCAUUGCAUCCAAAGGAAGAGGAGGAGAAAACGGCCCUCGCCCACACCCCACACCUCUCUACCUCGGCGGCAUCAACAUCGCCGCAGCAUCAGCAACCGCAGCAGCGGCGCCGGGACGAGUGGGAGGAGGAAAAGAUGCAGAUGCUAGUUGACAUCCGUAACUACCAGGAAGAGGUGCGCGUGGCACAUGAGCAGACAGUUGCCUAUUACGAAGCGCAGAUAAAGGCGGCACAGCAGGCAACGAGUGACGCAGUGGCAAACGCAAAGACUACACAAGAGCAACGAGACAGUCUUCAAGCAGCGCUUCGCACGGCGGACAAAAAGCUUGAAAAAGAACAGGUAGCUCGCGCAGCGCUAGAGCAGCAGGUGAAACAGCUAACGCAGGCAGCCGAGGAAGCGAGGGCGAGAAUGAUUGAACUACAAGGGAAGCUCAACACCGCGGCGUCUGCGCCUCUCGCCUCGCACACCAAUGCAGAGUGGGCUGAAAAAGAGAAGGAAUGCGUGGAGUGGAGGGCAAAACUUUUAGAACAGGAGAGGGAGCAGCAGGCAGCACAGGCACAGCUUCGACAGUCGGCUGAGGCAGCGCGUCAGACCUUGGAGGAGCAGCUGAGAGAGGCGCAUGCGCAGCUUGCAGCUUUGCAGAUCUCCUCCACCGCAUCCGCUGCUGCAGCCACGAGCGAACAUCAGAUGCAGCGCGCGGAAUCUUCGUUGUUAGUGCAGCAGGAGGAGAAGCUCGCUACGCUGCAGGCGCAGCUAGAUACGUGGAAGCACCGCGCUGGCGAACUGAAGGAGAGGCUCGAAGCAGCCCAAACGCACGCUGACUAUCCGACUCAACACCGAUCGGAAGACGAAGCCACGAACACCGCUGCACAUCAUGGUACCGCUCGUUCUCCCUCUUCGACGAGUUUAGCAGAAGUUGAACAGCUAAAGCAGCAGCUGCAGUCGACGGAAGCAGCGCGUCGUGCGCUGGAGACCCAGCUGCAGGAAGCACAACGCGAGCUGACGUCCACCUUCCCUUCGAGCAACCAACAGCAGCAAGCGCAUCAGGCGCCGCAAGCCGAGGAGCUGGAGGCAAUGACGCUCGAGCUCGAGUCAGCGCGCCAGCGUGCGGAAGCACUGACGCAGGCACUCGCAACUGCCGAGACGCAAAAGCAAAGCCUCACUUCCCAGCUUGCGGAAGAGCAGGCGAAAAGAAAUGCCGUGCACAGCAGCGCUACUGCCGCCUCGACAGACGAAGUCCGGCGGCUCUCCGACCAAUUGCAAGUCCGUGGGGAGCAAUGCAAUACCCUCCAGAGAGAAGUCCAGCAAGCGGAGGAAAUGAUUCAUCAGCUCACUGGUCGCCUAGCGGCUGAGGCGAAGGCGCACAAAGAGGCGGUCGCACAGCUGGAAGAGUACCACGCCGAGGCGGAGGGUGUACUGGAAGACGAAAUUGCCGGCGUGCGGGCAGCCGCUGCGAAGGAGAAGCAAAAACUGGACGAGCAGCUUCGCCGGUCUCAAGCGGAGCUGCAGCAGCUGCAGAAACGUGUGGCGCACGCAGAGGACGAAAGCAAGGCAGCGAACAAAGCACGGGGCGUGGCAGAGAGCAACGCAACCGCGCUCGAGAAGGAGCGAGCAGCGCUGCAGCGGCAACUGCAACAGCACCAAGACGAUCUCGCGCAGCAGCAACAGGAGUGGAAGCGACUCGCCGAGCGGGAAGCGAACAGCGGCGCCGGCAUCUCUCUCGCUGCCCUUACCAGCGUAAAACGAGAGUUGGAAGACAAGGUGCAGGCGCUGGAGGUGACGGUGGACCAGGUGCGUCGCAUGACAGUGGACACGCUCGUGCGGCUGGGCGUGGACAUCGCACAGGCGGUGCAGCCGCCACAGCCAAAGAGCAGCAACGGCGGCGUGUUGCGGAACGGGACCCAGCCACCACAACCACAACCACCACCGUCUUCGAGCAAGACGGCAACGGGGGACAACAAGGGGACUAACUCACGGAGCCGCAGUCGCAGCGCGAGCAACAGUGACAAUGAGGAGGGCAACGAAAGCCAAAUCUACACGGAUAAACGCCGGCGCAAGGCGCAAGAUGCGCUUCCCCUUCUCCAGCUCUUCUCCCUGCUCACGACGGAGUGUCUCCAGCAGCACAACAUCGUCCUCCGCGCGGAACGGGUGCAACAGGAGUGGGAGCAAACAUACGAGCAAGCCCGGCAGGUCAACGAGUCAUUAAAUCAACAGAUCGCGGACGCGUGGGCCACCAUCGGCAAACUGCGCGAAGAGGCUUCCGUGAAGGAUGCCGCGGCACGGCAGAUGCAGUCACGUGUCGGCAGCGGAGACGCUCGACUCUUGGAAGUGCAGGAGGAGCUGACGCGGGUCACGGCGGAGGUGGAGCAGCUGCGCGAGGAGCGGACGGCCUGGACGGUGCGCCUGCAACAGGCCGACGCCGGCGCCGAGGGUCAAGAGCGAACGCUCGCUUCUCUCCAGGAAGAGCUCCAAUCGCUUCAGUCGAUGCUGAAGUCCAAGGACGAGGAGCUGCAGUCGUCGCAGCAGAGUUUGGAGAACCUGCAGAUGGUGCUGGACCGUUUCCAGGAGACGAAGCGGCACGAGGUGGAGGCUCUGACGCUGGAGGCGCACCUCGAGGCCGAGAAUCUCAAGACGGAGUUGGAGAAAGGUCGGCGGGUCAUGGAGCAGCACGAUCAAACGAAGGAGGCGCUGCACCAACGCUACGAGGCCCAGCUGGCCGCGAAGGACGCCGAGGUGACGACACUCUAUCGCAAGCUGGCGGAGGUACGAAAGGUGCUGGAGAAGACCACUUCACGCCACAUGGACGGCGCCGAGACGAGCGUGGACAAGCGCGUCGUGUCGCAGCUCCUUGCCAAGUACAUUCACGCCUUCAUUGAGCAGCGCAAGGAGGCGGAGGAUAUGCUGAAGGUGCUGAGUGGGCUGCUGAACUGGGAUGAGGCGACGCAGGAGCUGGCAGGGCUGCUUCCCGGACCGAACAAUCCGCACCCGCCCGGCAGCGGCCCGCGUGGGCAGCACAGCAACAUCGGCGGUUUGUUUGGCUGGCGACGCGGGAAGGCGGCGGGCACUGCUGCUGCUGCUGCCGCGUCUAUCGGACAAGGGCGCGACGGAGACGGAAAGUCCAACGCGACAAGCACGAGCAAGUCUGGAUUGGCUUCGUUGUGGGUCGAGUUUUUAUUGAAGGAGAGCGCCGGGGGAGGCGGAGGCGCGGCUGCACCUCCCACUCCCUCCGCACCAUCAGAUGGGCCCGCAAGCGAUGCCGCUGCGUUGGAGGCGCCUUCGGCAACUGAGUGUCCUGCAGCCACGACCACGCCCACGGAGGAGCACUAG
Messenger RNA from Leptomonas pyrrhocoris, 4583 nucleotides. RefSeq lists its product as hypothetical. The transcript has a single exon. Gene Ontology annotation, cellular component: Golgi apparatus. NCBI's taxonomy places the organism in Eukaryota, Euglenozoa, Kinetoplastea, Trypanosomatida, Trypanosomatidae. The record is from RefSeq and is a predicted model, not a curated record. Bases 447 to 4583 code for a protein of 1378 amino acids. Gene Ontology annotation, biological process: endoplasmic reticulum to Golgi vesicle-mediated transport; Golgi organization. Gene Ontology annotation, molecular function: small GTPase binding.